UUCAAUCUUUUCACAUACUAUUCAAUCCCUCUUAUCUUCCUUAGUUUCCUCCUCAUCACCACAUCUUCAUCAUCCCCACACCACAGUGAAACUAAUUAUGAUGCUUCGACAAGGCUCGCCUUCAACGGAGUUUCUAUCUACAUACACGUUGAUAAAUACAACGGUUGAUAAAUACAGGAUGAUUACAUUGAAGGGAGUGUUGAGGCCAUAUUUGAGUCAUUUGACAGGUAUGAAAUAUCCCUGCUGCCAUAAUUUCAGUUUAAUUGCAUUCUAAUACCUUUUGGUUUAUAAAUGAAUUUCAAUUCAAACUCUUAAUGUCGAUAAGGAUGAACUCUUUGCUAAUCAAACGGUGUAAUGCUGAUUUAUACAAAAUUUGUAGUCAAAGAAAAUGCGACAUUCAUAAACCUCAUUCUAACUUUACUUAUGAUUCAACUUUUUUUUUGUUAAUUACUGUAUAUUCUUCUUCAAUGCUUUAGUUGAGCAAUUAACUUAAGUAGCUGUUAAUUACUUUUUUUUUUUGGUUGAGCAAUUUGGUUGAAAUGAAGUUGGUGGAUCAUACACGAAGUCGGACACAUGAGCAUGUGGGUGUGGCUUUCCUGCAUAAGAACAUUCUUCAAGCGUUUUUGCACAAACGAGCUGAGAAUUGAGCAUGGUAGCAGCUAUGACAGCGUGUUUUCCAAUGAUAUUUUACCGUCUCUUGGAGCUCAAAUCAACCAAACUGUCGAGCUCAAUAAAUAUGUCAUCUCACCAUUCAAUCCUCGCUACAGGGCAUGGGAGAUGCUGCUAAUAAUCCUGGUUGUGUAUUCAGCAUGGAUCUGUCCAUUUGAGUUUGCAUUCCUGGUAUACAAACAGGAUGCACUCUUCAUCAUUGAUCACGUCGUGAAUGGUUUUUUCGCAAUUGAUAUAGUUCUUACCUUCUUUGUUGCAUAUAUUGAUCGUAGAACUUACUUACUAAUCGAUGAUCAUAAAAAAAUUGCAAUCAGGUACCUGUCAACCUGGUUUAUUUUUGAUGUCUGUUCAACAGCACCACUUCAGACGCUUAGCCUUCUCUUUACAGACCACAACGGUGGACUAGGUUUUAAAGCACUUAACAUGCUUCGACUCUGGAGACUUCGGAGGGUCAGCUCCCUCUUUGCAAGGCUCGAGAAAGAUAUCCACUUCAACUACUUUUGGACCCGCUGCACCAAACUUGUCGCAGUAACAUUAUUUGCUGUUCAUUAUGCUGGAUGCUUCUAUUACCUGAUAGCAGACAAAUACCCUGAUCCAACUAAAACUUGGAUUGGUGCAGUGAACCCGAACUUUAAAUCACAGGGCGUGUGGAAGAGAUACAUUGCCUCGCUAUACUGGUCUAUUGUGACACUAACAACCACUGGCUAUGGUGACCUGCAUGCUGAAAACACUAUCGAGAUGCUGUUUGACAUCUUCUACAUGCUAUUCAAUCUAGGACUCACGUCUUACAUCAUUGGAAACAUGACAAACCUUGUUGUUCACUGGACAAGUCGCACCAGAAAUUUUAGAGAUACAGUCAGAGCUUGUACAGAAUUCGCAGCACGCAAUCAACUUCCUCCCAGAAUACAGGACCAAAUGCUGUCACAUGUAUGUCUGAAGUUCAAAACUGAAGGGUUAAAACAGCAGCAGACCUUAAACAGUCUGCCCAAAGCUCUCCGAUCUAGCAUUGCACAAUAUCUCUUCUUUCCUGUUGUUCAGAAAGUCCAACUUUUCUGUGGAGUUUCUCAAAAGUUUCUCUUACAACUGGUUUCGGAAAUGGAGGCUGAAUACUUUCCACCUAAAGAAGACGUGAUUUUACAAAAUGAAACGCCGAUGGAUAUAUACAUUCUCGUAUCUGGUGCAGUGGACAUGGUGGUACACAUUAAUGGGCGUAAUCAGGUUGUUCAGAAGCUACUUGAAGGGGAAAUAUUUGGAGAGAUUGGGGUUCUAUGUAAUAAGCCUCAGCCAUUCACUGUCCGGACUUCAGAACUGUCUCAGAUAUUAAGGUUAAAUAGUACUUCAUUUACGAACAUUAUUCAAGCAAACGAAGCAGACGGACAUAUCAUCAAGAGCCAUCUAUUUACGAAACUAAAACAUCUAGCAAACCAAGGUUUGUUGGAGCAGCAAGAUGUUGAGGAAUAUACUUAUGGGGAGCGGUUUAAUAGCCAACAUAAAUGUAUUACAUGCUUAAAACAUGAAAUUGAACACCAAUUUGCUGAAAAUCCCACAAUGUACAAAGGAUGGAAUGCUACAUACAAGGUGGAAACUCAAAAAUAUUAUGAUUCAGUCACAUGUGGCAUGGAGGCAGCAUCGGAAAACUUGAGGUCAAACAGCUAUGUAGAACAUCCUGGAGCAGCGAUUACAAAUGUUAACAAGAUUAGAGUGAUCAUUCACAUGCAGUCGCAAAGCGACAGUAUGGAAGAGAAACAGUUUGGCAAACUUAUAGUCCUGCCAGAUAGCAUUGAAGAGUUGUUCAAUCUUGCAGGCCAGAAGUUCAGACGACGCUUCACAAAAAUUAUCAGUACAGAAAAUGCAGAAAUCGAAGACAUUGGUGUGAUCAGAGAUGGAGACCAUCUAAUUUUCAUGCAAUAACACUGAAAAGAAUUGGGUGUAAUUUAGUUGUACAGGUAGAGUUUAGAUCUUCCAUAUAAUUUUGAAAGGAGGCUAACAAUUAUUUCAUAUGGCCGGAAUUAAUUGAUACUCCGUACUACUCUAGUAGUGUACGUAAUUUAAACUAGUAAUGCGAAAAUUUUUUUUUGGCAGCUGAAGCACAACUUAAUCCAAAUGGAAAGUACAAAAUUAUAUCUUUUAUGUAAGAAUUUUUCGAAGGCAUUGAAUUUGAAGGAUUAUUGAAACUCGAAA
Messenger RNA from Chenopodium quinoa (quinoa), 2850 nucleotides. RefSeq names its product potassium channel KAT3-like. The transcript is spliced from 13 exons. Gene Ontology annotation, biological process: potassium ion transport; transmembrane transport. The record is from RefSeq and is a predicted model, not a curated record. Gene Ontology annotation, cellular component: membrane. Lineage: Eukaryota; Viridiplantae; Streptophyta; Magnoliopsida; Caryophyllales; Amaranthaceae. Bases 574 to 2580 code for a protein of 668 amino acids. Gene Ontology annotation, molecular function: voltage-gated potassium channel activity.